Messenger RNA from Notolabrus celidotus (New Zealand spotty), 823 nucleotides. It is a transcript of the gene tshba, whose product is annotated as thyroid stimulating hormone subunit beta a. NCBI's taxonomy places the organism in Eukaryota, Metazoa, Chordata, Actinopteri, Labriformes, Labridae. Gene Ontology annotation, biological process: G protein-coupled receptor signaling pathway. Gene Ontology annotation, cellular component: extracellular region; cytoplasm. Gene Ontology annotation, molecular function: hormone activity. The record is from RefSeq and is a predicted model, not a curated record.
AUGGGUUUGACAUCAUACAGUGGCAUCAAGAAUACCGCAGUGUUCACCUACUGGCUCCUGUUUCUGCUGUUCCGCCCAGCUGUGCCCAUGUGUCUGCCCACUGACUUCACUCUGCACGUGGAGAGACCAGAGUGUGACUUCUGUGUGGCCAUCAACACCAUCUGCAUGGGAUUCUGCCACUCAAAGGACAGCAUCAUCGGGGACAAAUUCAGCCCCCCCUUCCUUGAACAAAGAGGAUGCACCUACGACAAGGUUGAAUACCGAACAGCUGUUCUGCCCGGCUGUCCCAUAGAGGCCAACCCUGUCUUCACUUAUCCCGUGGCCCUCAGCUGCAAGUGCGAUUCCUGCAGGACUGACACCGAUGAAUGUGCACACAGAGCCAGUGGGGUUGGGGCUCGGUGCACCAAACCAGUCCGACGUCUUUACCCAUAUCCUGCACAGAGCAGCUACAUGACCCCUUUCUGAUUCUAAAGCUCUCAUUGUCCUCACUCUCUAUGUGUUACUGGCGUUAACUGUAUGACUCAUGAGUAUUUUCGGAAAGGAGACAUGACCAAUCAUGUAACAGAUUAAUAAAUAACUGCACGUUCUGUAUUGUUGCCUAUUGUACCAGCCUGCUCUAUUGUGCUUUUGUUGCCAAAUCUGUCUGCCCUGGAGCUCUGCCUCUCAGUUCACACUGGUGGAGUUGAUCCUUCUGGUGUGCUUUGGUAACCUUAAUUAAUGAACCUCCUGUAAACUCACGGGGGUGUGACUUACAGAGUUUUUAUGUUUAAUCUGAAGGAAUACUCUGAAUGCAACUCCAUUAAAGCUGAAGUCUCUAAAUAGC